Molecule: messenger RNA, 1016 nt
Organism: Poecilia reticulata (guppy)
Lineage: Eukaryota; Metazoa; Chordata; Actinopteri; Cyprinodontiformes; Poeciliidae
Gene: tmco1
Product: transmembrane and coiled-coil domains 1
Biological process (GO): endoplasmic reticulum calcium ion homeostasis
Cellular component (GO): endoplasmic reticulum membrane; cytoplasm; endoplasmic reticulum
Molecular function (GO): calcium channel activity
Source: RefSeq, a predicted model, not a curated record
CCGGAAGUGUUUCUCAGCUGUGUGACCUCUGUGUAAUGCUGACAGAGCUCUAUGAAGCUCAGUGGAAAGAAGGAGCCGCUCAGGGUUUAACUUGUGUCUGGCCUUUGUUCUGUGAAGCGGCUCCGUCAGCCGGAAAACCACCAUGAGUACCAUGUUUGCAGACACCAUUCUGAUCGUCUUUAUUUCUGUCUGUACGGCGCUGUUAGCAGAAGGGAUCACCUGGGUUUUAGUAUAUCGAACUGAAAAGUACAAGAGGCUAAAGGCUGAGGUGGAAAAACAAAGCAAAAAGCUUGAAAAGAAAAAAGAAACCAUCACCGAGUCUGCAGGACGCCAGCAGAAGAAGAAAAUCGAAAGACAGGAGGAGAAGCUGAAGAACAACAACAGAGACCUGUCCAUGGUGCGCAUGAAGUCCAUGUUCGCAAUUGGCUUCUGCUUCACAGCUUUGAUGGGCAUGUUCAACUCCAUUUUUGAUGGAAGGGUUGUGGCCAAGCUGCCAUUUGUGCCACUGUCCUACAUUCAGGGGCUGUCGCACCGUAACCUGCUGGGCGAAGACUACACUGACUGCUCCUUCAUCUUCCUCUACAUCCUCUGCACCAUGUCUAUCAGACAGAACAUUCAGAAAAUGCUCGGACUUGCCCCCUCCAGAGCUGCCACCAAGCAGGCAGGGGGGUUCCUGGGACCUCCGCCCCAAGCGGCCAAGUUUUCCUAAUCCUCAAGUCACCAUGGCGCCCCCAACAGAGCACUGAUGGAACUGUUUGUGCUGGAGCGAAUGUCUUGCCUGUUGCAGCUACUACGUUGUUUGAUUUCUUGUUGUGUUUUGUAAUAUUUAACUUAAAAGUAGAGGAGAAAAUAGAAAACAACUUCAGUUCACACCGUGUUCACCUCACAACACGGACCGGUCUGAGAUUUUAAUCUGUUAUUGACACAAUAACAUCUGAACGCCUUUCAGUAUUAUUGAAUGUCAUCUCUAUUUUGAGUAAAUUGCAUAUUAAUAAAAGUUUUACGAUUAUAUGUCA